Salvelinus fontinalis (brook trout) is the source of this 7572-nucleotide messenger RNA. RefSeq names its product uromodulin-like. The transcript has 11 exons. Gene Ontology annotation, biological process: neutrophil migration. Bases 5560 to 7086 code for a protein of 508 amino acids. Gene Ontology annotation, cellular component: apical plasma membrane; cell surface. NCBI's taxonomy places the organism in Eukaryota, Metazoa, Chordata, Actinopteri, Salmoniformes, Salmonidae. The record is from RefSeq and is a predicted model, not a curated record.
UGGACAUUAUAGAUAUAAUUUGGAAUUUUUGUCUGCGUUGUCGUGACCGCUCUUUCCGGUGGAGUCCUGGGCAUAACGCACCAAACGAACGGAGGUAUUUGGAUAUAAAAAAUAUCUUUAUGGAACAAAAGGAACAUUUGUUGUCUAACUGGGAGUCUCGUGAGUGAAAAGAUCCGAAGAUCAUCAAAGGUAAAUGAUGAAUUUGAUUGCUUUUCUGAUUUUCGUGACCAAGUUACCUGAUGCUAAGUGUACUUAAUGUUUUGUCGAGCGAUCGAUAAACUUACACAAACGCUUGUAUUGCUUUCGCUGUAAAGCAUAAUUUCAAAAUCUGAGACGACAGGUGGAUUAACAAAAGGCUAAGCUGUGUUUUGCAAUAUUGCACUUGUGAUUUCAUGAAUAUGAAUAUUUUCUAGUAAUAUUAUUUGACUGUGGCGCUAUGCUAUGCUAUGCUAUUCAGCGUUGCUGAUGACAAUUAUCCCGGAUCCGGGAUGGGUAGUCCAGAAAGGUUAAUCUUUUCUUUUUAUUGGCCAGUCUGAGAUAUGGCUUUUUCUUUGCAACUCUGCCUAGAAGGCCUGCAUCCCAGAGUCGCCUCUUCACUGUUGACGUUGAGACUGGUAUUUUGAAGGUACUAUUUAAUGAAGCUGCCAGUUGAGGACUUGUGAGGCAUCUGUUUCUCAAACUAGACACUCUAAUGUUCUUGUCCUCUUGCUCAGUUGUGCACCGGGGCCUCCCACUCCUCUUUCUAUUCUGGUUAGAGCCAGUUUGCGCUGUUCUGUGAAGGGAGUACGAGCGCUGUACGAGAUCUUCAGUUUCUUGUCAAUUUCUCGCAUGGAAUGGCCUUCAUUUCUUAGAACAAGAAUAGACUGACAAGCUUUUGAAGAAAGGUCUUUGUUUCUGGCCAUUUUGAGCCUGUAAUCGAACUCACAAAUGCCGAUGCUCCAGACAUUCAGCUAGUGUAAAGAAGGCCAGUUUUAUUGCUUCUUUAGUCAGGACAACUGUUUUCAGCUGUGCUAAUGUAACAGUAUAGCUUCCGUCCCUCUCCUCGCCCCUACCUGUGCUCAAACCAGGGACCCUCUGCACACAUUAACAACUGCCUCCCACGAAGCAUCGUUACCCAUCGCGCCACAAAAGCCAUUGCAGAGCAAGGGGAACAACUACUUCAAGGUCUCAGAGCAAGUGACGUCACCCAUUGAAACGAUAUUAGCGUGCACCCCGCUAACUAGCUAGCCAUUUCACAUCGGUUACACUAACAUAAUUGCAAAAGGGUUUUCUAAUGAUCAAUUAGCCUUUUAAAAUUAUAAACUUGGAUUAGCUAACACAACGUGCCAUUGGAACACAGGAAUGAUGGUUGCUGAUAAUGGGCCUCUGUACGGCUAUGUAGAUAUUCCAUAAAAAAUCUGCCGUUUCCAGCUACAAUAGUAAUUUACAAUAUUAACAAUGUCUACACUGUAUUUCUGAUCAAUUUGAUGUUAUUUUAAUGGACAAAAAUUGUGCGUUUCUUUCAAAAACCAGGACAUUUCUGAGUGACCCCAAACUUUUGAACGGUAGUGUAUAGUGCACGACUUUAGAUCAGAGCCCAGACGUUUUAUGGGGGAAUUGUUUUAGCAGGUAUGGUUGGCUGUGGGGGCACACAGCCUCCAGUGGGAGGAGACUAUAUCAGUGUUGGUGGAACAUCCUGCUGUGCAGACCCCUGCCAGCACUACACCGUACUUAAUGACGACUGGCGUGCCACCAACAACAAUGCCAACGUUAAUGGCGAGCACUGCGACACGGAUGUCAACUGGCAGGGCUGGUAUCGCCUGUUCCUGGGGAACACCAGUGUUCAGAUGCCAGAGAGGUGUGUGGACAGUUACAUGUGUGGGACGGAGAUCCCCAUGUGGCUCACGGAUCCCCAUCCCCAGCUGUUAGACGGGGUGGUUCAGCUUAUUCAUGCUGUCUACUCCAACAGCUUAUUCAUGCUGUCUACUCCAACAUCUUUUUCAUUCUGUAUACUCCAACAGCUUAUUCAAGCUUACUCCAACAUCUUAUUCAUGCUGUCUUCUCCAACAGCUUAUUCAUGUUGUCUACUCCAACAUCUUUUUCAUUCUGUAUACUCCAACAGCUUAUUCAAGCUUACUCCAACAUCUUAUUCAUGCUGUCUACUCCAACAGCUUAUUCAUGCUGUCAACUCCAACACCUUUUUCAUUCUGUAUACUCCAACAGCUUAUUCAUGCUGUCUUCUCCAACAGCUUAUUCAUGCUGUCUACUCCAACAGCUUAUUAUUGCUGUCUACUCCAACAGCUUAUUCAUGCUGUCAACUCUAACAGCUUAUUCAUGCUGUCUACUCCAACACCAUUUUCAUGCUGUCUGCUCCAACAGCUUAUUCAUGCUGGCUACUCCAACAGCUUAUUCAUGCUGUCUACUCCAACAUCUUAUUCAUGCUGUCUGCUCCAACAGCUUAUUCAUGCUGUCUACUCCAACAGCAUAUUCUUGCUGUCUACUCCAACAGCUUAUUCAUGCUGUCUACUCCAACAUCUUAUUCAUGCUGUCUGCUCCAACAGCUUAUUCAUGCUGUCUACUCCAACAGCUUAUUCAUGCUGUCUACUCCAACAGCUGGCUAAACAGCUGGCUUGUUAAAGACAAGUGAAAUUCAUGAUACAUAUUUAGUCAAUGUUCUGGACACUUCCAAGCUGUCUUACCAAAGCAGUAGAACUAUUAGUCAUAUUGGUGUAUUGAAAUAGUGCUGUUUGAGUUCCACCGUAGAAGAACACAAUAAAAGUCUUCAGAAUGACCAUGACAGUCUGAAUAUUAGUUUAUGAUGGUCUUUUUAAUGACUCCACAUGGGUAGUGCCUUUUAAUAUGAAUGUGUUUAUGCUUAUGUAUGUACUAUUGUUGUCUCUAGUUACCUAGACAUCGAUUAUUUUUCACUGCAGGAUCUUGCGCCAUCAUCAUCGACUACCAAACAGAAGAUAAGAAUCAUGCCAACUGUCCUGUGUGUAUCCUGUUGUUGGAGAUGUUAGUUUAAGAUUCAUUACAGGAUCCUAUACUCAUGCCAACUGUCCUGUGUGUAUACUGUUGUUGGAGAUGUUAGUUUAAGAUUCAUUACAGGAUACUAUACUCAUGCCAACUGUCCUGUGCACAAAAUCUAUGGUGUCUUGUUCAUGUUCGUGUCAGCAGUCAACAGACUCUUUUUAUUUUGAUAGUGUAAAGAUGAAACACAACUCAUUGGUGAGAGGUGCCACCGCUAACAGUUUGUAGAUGUUGGAACAUACAGCCCCCCCCCCCCCAUGUUAUUCCUAAGGAAAAACCAUUUAGAAGCACAUUCUAAUAGUACAUCAUACAACAACAAAAAUUGGCCUGUUUCAAUAGCCUGUUGAAGCAAAUAAAGAAUGACUAUGAGGAAGUCAUUUCCCUCCAGGUUGAGGAGAAUGCAAGCUCUGCCCCAUUGCAUCCCUCACAUCCUUGCCACCUUAUACAGGAGAAACCUAAUCAAAAGAAAUUAGCCAAUUAUAUGUAACGAUGUCACAUCAAUACUUAUACUAAAACAUGUUUGCAGUUGCGCAGCGGUCUAAGGCACUGCAUCUCAGUGCAAGAGGUGUCACUGCAGUCCCUGGUUCAAAUCCAGGCUGCAUCACAUCCGACCGUGAUUGGGAGUCCCAUAGGGUUACGCACAAUUGGCUCAGCGUUGUCCGGGGUAGGCCGUCAUUGUAAAUAAGAAUUUGUUCUUAAGGCCGUCAUUGUAAAUAAGAAUUUGUUCUUAAGGCCGUCAUUGUAAAUAAGAAUUUAUUCUUAAGGCCGUCAUUGUAAAUAAGAAUUUAUUCUUAAGGCCGUCAUUGUAAAUAAGAAUUUAUUCUUAAGGCCGUCAUUGUAAAUAAGAAUUUAUUCUUAAGGCCGUCAUUGUAAAUAAGAAUUUAUUCUUAAGGCCGUCAUUGUAAAUAAGAAUUUAUUCUUAAGGCCGUCAUUGUAAAUAAGAAUUUGUUCUUAAGGCCGUCAUUGUAAAUAAGAAUUUGUUCUUAAGGCCGUCAUUGUAAAUAAGAAUUUAUUCUUAAGGCCGUCAUUGUAAAUAAGAAUUUAUUCUUAAGGCCGUCAUUGUAAAUAAGAAUUUAUUCUUAAGGCCGUCAUUGUAAAUAAGAAUUUAUUCUUAAGGCCGUCAUUGUAAAUAAGAAUUUAUUCUUAAGGCCGUCAUUGUAAAUAAGAAUUUGUUCUUAACUGACUUGCCUGGUUAAAUAAAUUAAAGAUAUAUAUUUUUAAAGACUCCUCAGACAAGGAUGUUUCUCCACAAGCGUGGUCAGUGUGUGGCUCAGUUGGUAGAGCAUGGCGCUUGCAACGCCAGGGUUGUGGGUUCAUUCCCCACGGGGGGACCAGGAUGAAUAUGUAUGAACUUUCCAAUUUGUAAGUCGCUCUGGAUAAGAGCGUCUGCUAAAUGACUUAAAUGUAAAUGUAACUGCUUGGCAAGUCCAAACAACAGGUGUCCCCUACACCUACAGACGUAGGCUCUGGCUUUCUGCAGUGCUGAAUGCUGAGUUGGGCUUGUGGAUUCUUCAUUCCAGAUUUCAGAGGAAAAAAAAUUAAAUAAUGGGCCACAUACUAGAACUAAACAACAUGCUAAUGUGUGGUUUGAGACAGGGAGAUGUCUGUCCCCUCAGUUUCAAUGACACAUGUAUACUCAAAGUUACCAAUACAUCAAUCCAACAAAAUAAUUUCCCAAAGUUUUAGGCAAAUGUUUUAAGAGAACUUUGAAAGCAAAAUGAUAAAUUAGACAUUUAAGCAAACAAAGAUUAAUAUUUUGCUAAAUAUUUAAUGGUCUACAAGGCUGAAAAUGAACUUUGAUAAAUGUACCUUACAGUAGCACCCACUGAAAAUCACACUUGCUGUUGUCUUUUUUCUGUCUUGAAUCAACAGAGAGAUUCUCAGACUAUUGGUCUGCUGCAUUCACCCACUUUUAUCCACAAAUAAUCUCAUUUAAACAUCAAUUCUAUACCUUUGCUUGUCGUUCACGCCUAAUGGCACCACACCAGAGACGUCACUCUGAUCUACUUCCCUUCCCAGACAAGGUGUGAAGAUGUUUGCUCUUAUUUGAAUUUCAAAUAUUAAUUUUACCAUUUGAAACAGUCAUUUCCCUCUUCGGCAUAUGUAUAUAAAUCAAGCAGGCUUGGUUCCUUUCUACCACAAACAAAGGCUCACUCCAGACUGGUAAGAUGUACUUUAUUGUUUCUGAGAUUGUGAUGCGCUGUCCGUCAGGAAAGAUAUAAAGACUCCUCCGUCAACUCCAGAGAACAGAGAACAGCGUUUCUACCAGCCCUGCGUUAGACAUGCAUUUCACGACUUCUGCUUUGAAGGCACCCAGAUAGGACAUCUCUCCUGAUUGACUGGGCCAGUUAUAUGGGAAGAUUUGACUGUUAAUAGUGAGUUAUUAGCUAAAUCAAACCCCUCUCUCCCCUUGCAAUGUUGUACCACAGGUGUCCGUGGUAACCAAAAUCAUCACAAAAAGAGAUAUCUGAGAAGACAAUUAACAACCAAUCAUUCACAUCGAAGGCCACUGAAAUCAGUUCACAGAGUCGUGUGUCUGAGCUGAACAGAAUGAUGUCAUCGGGUGUUCUGAUGAUGCUCCUGUUCUUUAAGCAUGUUACUGCAGACAACUCAGGUGUGACUGUUGCCAAAUCUAUCCAGUUUAGCUGUGGAGGCACACAGUGUCCAGUGGGACAGGACUGUAUCAGUGUUGGUGGAACACUUCGCUGUGCAGACCCCUGCCAGAACUACACAGCACUGAAUGACGACUGGCGUUCCACCACCAACAACAACAACAACCAGGUUAAUGGGGGCUUACACUGCGACCAGAGCAUCAACUUUCAGGGCUGGUAUCGCCUGUUCCUGGGGCACACCAGCGUUCAGAUGCCAGAGAGGUGUGUGGAGAUUAACAUGUGUGGAACCCACGCCCCCCUGUGGCUCACGGAGCCCCAUCCCCAGCUGUCAGACAGGGUGGUUCAGAGGGGCGUCUGUGGGAGCUGGUCUGGUAACUGCUGCUUGUUUCAACAACCUCCCAUCCAUGUCAAAGCCUGCUAUGGAAACUACUAUGUCUACAAGUUUGUCCCUGCAAUAAACUGCCACUUGGCCUACUGUGCAGACGUCAACACCAAGGUGUGUUCUACCUGUAGAGAUGAUGACACCUGUAGGAGUGAGGAUAAGAUCACCUGGAGGUGUGAGAGGAAAGCCCCUACACCUACACCCCCUCGGAUAACUGUUACCACCACCAAUCCUCCUAUCAUGGCCCCAGAGGUGGUGUGUGGGCAGAGCAUGAUACAGGUGGGUCUAAACAGGGCUAACCUGAGGGCCGCUGGUCUGAACGCUUCCACAGCUCACCUGGCCGACUCUAGGUGCUCCGCCCACGAGGAUCGUAACGGCACGGUGUGGUACCAGGUGGAGCGACGGGAGGGACGCUGUGGGAACACUCUGGAGACUAACACCACCCAUGCUGUCUACUCCAACAGCUUAUUUGUUUAUCCAGUAGAUGGGAGGAAUGACUCUCUCUCCCGACCCGUGAGCUUUCCUCUCUCCUGUGUCUAUCCUCUGGGGACAGAGAGCAGUCUGAAUGUGGCCAUCAAACCCUACCUACUGAAUAGUCGUGGAGCUGUUGGAGUCGGUGCCAAGGCCAGAGCCUCCAUGUUUCUGUAUCGUAACUCCAACUACACAGAGUCUUACCCAGCUGGUGAAGUCCUCCUGCCGAUUGGUUCCACUCUGCGCGUGGGCGUGUCCGUAGAGGAGUCCGGGAUGGAGCGUUUUGUUGUUGUUCUAAGGGACUGCUAUGCCAACCAAUCCCCCAACCCUGAUAAUCUCCCGCGGACCUACAUGAUUCAGGACAGGUGUACUACAAAUCGUACCCAGGUGACCGUGGAGGAAAGCGGCUCGUCCCUCAGGGCUCGCUUCUCUGCUGCGUUGCAGGUGGACUACCGUUACUUCUUCCUGCACUGCAGCCUCAGCCUGUGUGACCAGAGGAGCUCCUCCUGCACUCCAGUGUGCUCUGGAAGGAAAUCUCGCUCUGUGUCUGAUACUGUCCUCCUCAAGCCCAUAGCCAUCGGGCCAAUCAGCUGGGCCCAGAGCCUGGAGUGAGCCUUGGGACCCCCAGCAUAUGAAGGAUGGCAGGGGGCCAGAGUCUGGAGUGAGCCUUGGGACCCCCAGCAUAUGAAGGAUGGCAGGGGCCCAGAGUCUGGAGUGAGCCUUGGGACCCCCAGCAUAUGAAGGAUGGGUUCCCUCCUGCACUACUCCCCUGAUCUCCAUCCCAACCUACAGCCCAGUGUAACUUUCAAGGGCACAGAAAUACUUUGAUUCUAGUAAUGAAUUGCUGCACUACAGUGUGAUUUCAUUGUACUGUGUAUGUUGUAUACACAUAGACUUGCAUUGUUUUAGGAAUGAUCAUUUCCUCAAAUCAUUGCAAGUUCCAACCAAACCUGAGUUGCUGUGUGUGUAUGUUCAGAUUCUAAGUAAUGAAUUGAUGCACUACAGUGUGAUUUCAUUGUACUGCGUAUGUUGUAUACACAUAGACUUGCAUUGUUUUAGGACUGAUCAUUUCCCCAAACCUGAGUUCUGUGUGUGUAU